This is a messenger RNA of Dryobates pubescens (Downy woodpecker), 2779 nucleotides long. RefSeq lists its product as uncharacterized. Lineage: Eukaryota; Metazoa; Chordata; Aves; Piciformes; Picidae. The coding region runs from base 185 to 1033 and encodes 282 amino acids. The transcript has 2 exons. The record is from RefSeq and is a predicted model, not a curated record.
CUGGCGUGCGAGAGGUCGGGUCGGCCUUUCCGGGAGAGGGCGGGAAGAAGACGCCGCGGCGCUGCCCCUCUCCAAGAUGGCGGCAGCAACCUCGGCCUGUUCCCCCCGCUCCUUCCUGCGCAGGCUCCGCAGACCCCCCUCCAAGAUGGCGAUUAUGUCAUAACUACACGAUAAACGAGCAGUGAUGGAAUCACUGGAUACUGAGGUGAGAGCACGGAAGACUCUGGGGACUGUUGAAUAUGUAGAGUCUUCAGGUUUCACCCAGGGAGUCCUGCCGACCAAGAAGGAUGUGGUUCAGAAUAUGCUGUAUUUGCUGCAGCCCAAAAGAGCUGGCCAAGCCCAGCGGUCCAAAGAGGAUGCAGCCCAGUUGCUUGCUGAGCACCUGCAAGAGCACUGGUUGGUUUGCAACUUGCACACCAUUGCAACGCAAAAUAUAAAGAAACUUAUCCUCAAAAUGUAUGAGGAGUUUACCAGAUUGUAUCAGACCAGAAAGCAGAGACAGAACAAGGCUUUUACCGAGCGAGCCGACAAAUUCAACGAGAGUUCAGAGAAGCUCUUUGAUGUAUUUUGUACAGACACAGAGAUGAGAAAUAAGCUGGAGGAAUACAGUGGAAUAAAAAUGACUAGCAUUGAGUGGAAAUUUCUUGAAGAUCAAAGAAGUGAAAGAAAAAUGUACUAUGAAGAUUUCACAGACAAGCAAGAAUUGAAGAUGAUGGAAAGAAGACAAAAGAUACAAUAUCUGGAGCACUUCAGAAAACUUGCCAAGGAGGAGAGGGAGGGAAACAAAGCCAAGGAAGCAAAAUACAAAAGUGACGAGCAAUCAGACGAAGGCACAAGUGUGGAUGAAUCCUACCCUGUGGAGGAGGAGAAUGGAGGAGCUCCAGCCUUCUCGCUGCGGGGCAGAAGGAAGCGCCGGUGCACCAUGACUCCUGCCAGUGCUCCCAUGCCCCUGGAGUGCCAGCAUAUACGGAUGAGCAUCAGGAGAGUUAGGCCUGGGUUCUAUGAGACUGUGGAGAAGGUCCAAAACUGCUAGCGCGUGCCACGGUCUGCAGGUGGGGCUGCUGGAGUACGAGGUGGCAGUGCACACAUUAGGCAAGUUUGAAAUUCCACCCUCAAUUGGAAAUGAUUGCCAGAGCUCAGGAACAUCCUGCCUCUGGGGAAGAGCACUGGGACAACAACAGCAGCAAGGACUGAAACACAUGAAAAGCUGAAAGGAUAAGGAGGCGGCAGAUAAUGAUGCAAAGGCACAAACCUAGCAGAUGGUCUAAGGUUAUGCAGCAUAUAAGUCUCUUCCAUGGUCCUGUCCACAUCAGAUGGGUUUUGGAAGUCUCUCACCAUUUCUGAGCCGGGGUGGCCUGACAGUUUGAAACAGGACUCGCAUUUACUGCAGGGAAAUAACUUGGACUUGUUGCUAAUAGAAAGUUCCAUGUGCUGAAAAGCCCUAACUCCUCCUAGUUUAGGUGGAAGCAAAGGGUGCUUGGCCCCUUACAGCAGAAGGGAGCUGGUUUUCAGCUUGUAGUAUCAGGUCUUGAAGAGGUGCCAUGUGGUUUUGUGGAGGGAUUGUUCUCUUGCUUCAGGAGGGGGAGGGCAAGACCAAGAACCAUUUGAGUGCUUUGGCUUUAAAAGCAUUGGUGAUUCAGAAUGUUUUAUUCUAGAUUCUAUUUUAACAGUGUUUCCUUGAUGAGUUUUAACCUGAAGUCCCUCAUCUAGCAUCUGAGGUGUGAAUCCCAAAUGAAGUAGUGUUUUAUCUGUCCAGGUGGGUUCAGAUGGGGGAAGGAUGCACAUUUCCUUAAUUAGUUUUAAUAUGGGAAGAAUUUUAUAAACUCUUAUCCUGCCUUCCUAGGAUUUAAGGAGGAAAGAAGCCUUCCCAGGUAUGAGUAGGUGUGGCAUUUACAGCAAAAGGCAUCUGAGCCUGGGCAUGCUUUUCCACCCCAGGUCCAUGCAGGCCAGCAGGGUGUGAGGAGUAGCUCUCCACCCUGAGUGUGAACAAGCGUAACCCUCUUGCCCAGGUACACCCUGAGCAGUGCCCUGUCUGUGAUUUUCAGACACCCGCAGUAUGAGAGUAUCUGCUGAAUUAAGUUAGAGUUGCUUUACUGGUUUCUAAAGACGAGAGCCUUGAACUUUCAGUGAAACCCAGUGCAGAGAUCUCUGGUGAGAUUCCCAAGCCCUGCCAGACCACACUGAAAAUGAAAAAACCCCAAGUCUAUUUGUCCACAGAGGUUCUCUGGUAGAAAAAGCAUAAACUUGCCUGGUUUUCAAAUUUACCUUUCAGUGUGAAUGUUGGUUUCCCCACUCCAGUAUCUCAGCUUUUCCCCAUUUCUUUCCUCUCUGCCCUGGACAUCAUAUUACUGACAUGAACUUCAUGCUGUUUCAUUCUUUGGCUUUUGCUCCCUUUAACAAUAAAUGCAUGUAUGAAUAAUUUUGACAGUUCCUUUAGUUUUGAUGAAUCAGUUCCUGGACUGUUUUGAAGUCCUAUGCCAAAGGAGGAAUGAAACACAGAUUUGCUGCUGGUCUGACUGGGACACAGCAGAGCCAGUGAGUGCCACAGGCAGGGGCCAGGCCCCUGCUGCUCUUGCAGGCACCUGACUACCUGUGCUCUGUCCCUCUGCCUGCGGAUGGAUCCGUCCGGCUCCAAGCGAUGCAUCAGCUUCCCAGUGACCUUGCUUGUUAGUAAUUCCUGGGAUCCUUACUCUGUGUCUCUAAGAUGUUCUUUAUGGUAAGUUGCUCCAAAAUAUUUAGUGAACUCCGUGUACUCCGCCUCACUCGUAGUGUUGCUACA